Molecule: messenger RNA, 4763 nt
Organism: Zalophus californianus (California sea lion)
Lineage: Eukaryota; Metazoa; Chordata; Mammalia; Carnivora; Otariidae
Gene: FUT4
Product: fucosyltransferase 4
Exons: 1
Coding region: 37-1608 (523 amino acids)
Cellular component (GO): membrane
Molecular function (GO): alpha-(1->3)-fucosyltransferase activity
Source: RefSeq, a predicted model, not a curated record
AACGCCCGGGGCGGCCGCGCGGGUCGGGCUGGAGGCAUGGUGGCGAGGAGGGACGGGGCCGCCCCGGGCUGGGCUGCCCGACCCGCUCACCUCGCCCUGGUGGCGCGCUCUGCGGGGACUCGCGGGGAGGAGAGCCACACCCGCGAGCUUCGGGAUUCCGGGACCGCCCUCUCCCGCUCCAGGGUCAGCGGCGAGCGGCAAAGACGGGCGGAGCCGCAGCGGCACCAUGAGAGCGGCCUCUGCUGCUCGACGCCUGCAGACGCCCGGCGAGAGGCGGCGGCGGUGCCUGCGCGCGCCAUGGGGGCGCCGUGGGGCCCGGCAGGCGGCUGGCUCUUCGCGCGGCGCGGAGGCCUGGGGCUUCCGCGGAGCGCCCCGGCGCUGGUGGCUGUUGGCCUGCUGUGCACCGCUCUGGCCGCCUACUACUGCUGGAGGCAGCUGCCGCCGCUGCCCCGGGCAUCCUCCCGCCCGCCGCUGCCCCGGGCGUCCUCCCGCCCGCCGCUGCCCCGGGCGUCCUCCCGCCCGCCGCUGCCCCGGGCGUCCUCCGGCCCGCCGCUGCCCCGGGCGUCCUCCGGCCCGCGGCGGCCGGUGGGCGUGCUGCUGUGGUGGGAACCCUUCACCCGGCGCGAGAGCCGCGCGAAGCGGCCGCCGGACUGCUGGCUGCGCUUCAACAUCAGCGGCUGCCGCCUGCUCACCGACCGGGCGGCCUAUGCGGAGGCCCAGGCGGUCCUCUUCCACCACCGGGACCUCGUGAAGGGCCCCCCCGACUGGCCCCCGCCCUGGGACGUCCAGGUGCGCGGGGUCGAGGGGCCGGAGUUGCGGGUGUUGGACAAGGGGGUGGCGGCGGCCGAAGCCCUGGCCAUCUCGGGCCUCAGGCCCCCGGGCCAGCGCUGGGUGUGGAUGAACUUCGAGUCGCCCUCCCACUCCCCGGGCUUGCGAAGCCUGGCAGGUAACCUCUUCAACUGGACCGUCUCCUACCGGGCCGACUCGGACGUGUUCGUGCCUUACGGCUCGCUCUACCCCAGGACCCAUCCCAGCGACCCGCCGCUGGGCCUGGCCGCGCCGCUCGCCCGGAAACGGGGGCUGGUGGCCUGGGUGGUGAGCAACUGGGACGAGCGCCAGGCCCGGGUGCGCUAUUACCACCAGCUGAGCCAGCACGUGGCGGUGGACGUGUUCGGCAGGAGCGGGCCGGGGCGGCCGGUGCCCAACAUUGGUCUCCUGCACACAGUGGCCCGCUACAAGUUCUACCUGGCCUUCGAGAACUCGCAGCACCUGGAUUAUAUCACCGAGAAGUUUUGGCGCAACGCGUUGCUGGCCGGGAGCGUGCCGGUGGUGCUGGGCCCCAAACGUGCCAAUUAUGAGCGCUUCCUGCCCCGCGGUGCCUUCAUCCACGUGGAUGACUUCCCUAGUGCCUCCUCCCUGGCCGCCUACCUGCUCUUCCUCGACCGAAACCCAUCAGUCUACCGUCGCUACUUCAACUGGCGCAGGAGCUUCGCGGUGCACAUCAUCUCCUUCUGGGACGAGCCCUGGUGCCGGGUCUGCCAGGCUGUGCAGACCGCCGGGGACCGGCCCAAGAGCAUACGCAACUUGGCUCACUGGUUUGAGCGGUGAAGCCACUCUUGCCUUGGGUGUAACCCAGGGAGGUCAAAUCCUCAGCUUUUGGAGCCUCAGCGGUGCAUCUCCUUGACACCUGAAUCAUGGGACGGAGUUUUCCAAACACCCAUUUGUACUCUGUGGGGAAAUGGUCGUUACCAAUCGAUAUUAUUCAGCACAAAGACGGGUGGGAAGGAUUCCCCGUUCUCAUGGGUUUUUUGCACAAAGAGCAGUUGGGCUCCGUCUGCUGUAGAUGGACAUCAGUGUUCACCUGUGAAGAAGGGGGUCCUUCCUCACCUUGUAACCUGUGCAGAGGGGAGGAAACAGCCUACCUACCAGAAGCCCUUGAGUCAGUUGCUCUGACCUUCCUCAUGGGCCACAGGCCAUACUUGUGGUCUGUGCGGAAUCCAAAUCCACACACACUGCUCCUUGACGCCCGUUUCACUGGGCCGAUGCGCAGAAAGCCCCUGCUUUUAGAAGGAGCCUUGUUGCAGAACAGUGACAGGACUAGGGCCACAAGUGGGUCUUUCUCUGUCUGGGGUGAAUUCUGAGAAGCCUCAUCUCCUAAGGCAGAUGAGGAGGGUGGUCCAAGAAUCCCUUGACUGUUCCUUAACAAGUCCUUUUUGUUCCCCUGCCCUGUGAGUGCAAAGAAGAUGCUAAAUUGUCCUCGAAGGAGAGUUAAGAUGAAUCUAUAGGUAUACCUCACUUUUACAAAUGUAUUUUUUGGAAAUGUAUUUUUGGAAAGCUGCUUUUAAAUCAAGUCCCAAAUUCACUGCUUUAGGAGAAUUUAGUAUUUAAUGCAACCCUAUGGAGAAUCCCUUUGCAAUGUGAAUCAUCAUCUCCUAACUUAUUUCCUCUGUGUCUGUUUUUCUAUAACCUAAAAUUUUUCAAAAGCACAUUAAAAUUACAGAUAUGAAAAUAAAGUGGAAGCAACCUCUUCCCUCUUUCCAGAAAACCAGCCUGUGAUUACAGAAAGAGGAGAAGGAAGCCACGGUGUCAUUCUCCACAAAAUUAAUUUGUUAAUUAAUUAACAAAUUUCAGGAGGAAUGUCCGUCCUGAAAUUUCAGCAGGAAUGUCCGUCCUCCAGGGUUGCUGGCAUUACCCAUCUGCAGAACAAGGAAAGAGACUGUACCGCAUUGUGGAAUCAUGGAAGAGGAAAAAAAUUUCGUGGUGUCUGUUAAUGGCAGUUUUUUGUUGUUGUUGUUCCCCCCCCCCCCCCCCGCUCAGUUUUUAGUGCAAUGUUUAGUUGCUGGGAAAUGAAACUAAAUUAGUGCCUGCAGUGAGGUUUGGCUUUUGUUAAAAUCUAAAUCUGCAACUUUCCUUGGGGCCAGCAAGUUCCCCUCCUGGUCUGCAUGGUAGUACAGUACAUCCUCACAUGCCUAGUGACCUUGAGACUGUGUCAUGGGGCCAACUUUGAAAAUAUAUGCAUUGCCUUGAAAAGUUGUUGAAUGAAUAGAUUACUUAGUAGGUGUCACCCUGUGCCCUACUCUGUGCCAAACACUGGGCUGUAGGUGCCAGAAAAGACACACAAAUGUGUAAGGCAAGGAAGGUCCUUUCCUUUAAGGCUCCUCGAAUCUGCCACUGCCUACAAGUAAGUAACUUUGAUAAAUUGGCAGAACCUAUUUAUUUAAAGUGACGUUCUUUAAUGUAAUACGGGCCAUAGGUCAAUUAUUAGAAAGCCAGUUGAUUUACAGCCUCAAACAAUGGUUUCUUUUUCUCCUUGAUCUAUGAUUAUUUUUUUCCAUUUUUACUGAGAAGUAAUUAGCACAUGUCACUGUAUAAGUAUAAGGCAUAGAGCAUGAUGGUUGGUUUACAUAGAAUGUGAAAUGAUUGUUGCAAUAGGUUCAGGUAAUAUCCAUCAUCUAAUAUAGAUACAAUAUAAAGAAAUCCUCGAUUUAUUAUAAUAGGGACCCUCAGUGACUGAUUAUUGUGGGUACGGUCCGAGAUUAAUUAGGUUUAUAUAAAGUUCUGCUGUAAGCAGUAACUAUGCACUUGAUUAGGACAAUUAGCUGAAUCAUAAAGUAAGUUUUCUCUCUGCUCAUUUGUUGCAGACUCACUUGAAAAGCUCACUAAAAUCCAAUUCUUUAUUCAGUUCUUUCUUUUCCUUAAAAGGAGAAAUUAAAGCCCAUGGAUAAAAUUUCCUUAUUUAAAUAUUAUAGUGUGGGUGGAAUUACAAAGUAUCAGCCAGCCAAAAAGAAGAAGUUAAAAUUCUAUUCUUUUUUAAAAAGAUUUUAUUUAUCUAUUUGAGAGAGAGUGAGCCCUAGCGGGGGGAGGGGCAGAGGGAGAAGCCGACUCAGAUCAUGACCUGAGCCGAAGUCAGAUACUUAACUGACUGAGCCACCCAGGUGCCCAGAAAAAUUCUAUUCUUAAAAUGAGUAUUUAUGAGGUAUUGGCCAAUGAUCUUGGUGUUGUUGGGAAUCUACAUGUGGCAGUGGGAGAGUGGAUUUUGGAGGUAAUCUGGCUUAGAUUUAAUUCCAGCUAGUGUGACCUCUGCAAAUUAGUAAUAACCUUGAGCCUCAGAUUCCUUAUCUGAAAAAUGAAGGAGGACAAUACUUCACAGUUCAUUGUGAGCAUUAGGGGAAGUAAAAUAAAUAAAGGCGCCUAACAUAUAGCAGUCAGUUGGCAAAAGAUAAAUUUUUUCCUUCAUUUUUUGCAGUGAUUUCAGGCUCCUCCAUAUCCAUUUGUAUGUGUAAAAUUAAAUCUCAACAUAUAUUUCAGGAUAUUUCUGAAACAAAAAGGGGCCUCAUAUUGUGUAUUUCAAAUAUAUCUCUAAAGCUCGACUAUAUUAUUUCAAGAAUCACCGUUGUUAUUUAGAUUGAACUUGAAUUUGCAGACUAGGAGGAAGCACCUGGCUUUCUUUGAAAAAAAAAAUUGAGUUAUAUAGUUACAUGAGUAACUAUUACUUUACUGACGCUCUUCUUAGUGGUAAGUCUAUUUAAAACUAAACACCUUUAUUAAAUAUUUAGCAUAAAGAAGGUAUAUUUGCAUUUUUAUUCAUGUGCAAAUUUUGGGUAUAGAAUGAGCAGAAUUUUUAGGUUGAUCUCUUCAGAGACAGAAAUAAAGCAGUUGCGGGCACCUGGGUGGCUCAGUUGGUUGGGCGACUGCCUUCGGCUCAGGUCAUGAUUCUGGAGUCCCUGGAUCAAGUCCCGCAUCGAGUCCCGCAUCGGGCUCCC